AUGCUUUUCCCCACCUCGAGCGAUAUCAAUGAGGUCUUCUCCUGCAGACACCCAUUGACGACUACCAGAUCGCAGGAGUCGACCCCCAAACCUUUGCAGAAAAAAACUGCAAGACCCCAGUUCUCGAUAUGGAGCGUCACCGAAGAUGCUAAAAGCAAGGCCAAUGCCUUGAGUGAAGAAGCCCAAAGGGAGAUCAAGAAAGCUAGCGCAGCAGCACAAGCAAAAACAGGGCAGAUAGAGCUCUACUCAGCCAAAUAUUACGCUGCUUGCAUUUUCGGAGGUCUUGUUGCCUGUGGGUUGACCCAUACUGCCGUAACCCCAUUGGACCUGGUCAAAUGCCGUCGUCAGGUCGACUCGAAGAUGUACAAGGGCAACUUUGAGGCUUGGGGCAAGAUUGGUCGAGCGGAGGGUGUUCGUGGUAUUUUCACUGGGUGGGGUCCAACGUUCUUUGGCUAUUCGGCGCAAGGUGCAUUCAAGUACGGCGGAUACGAGUUCUUCAAGAAGUUCUACUCUGAUCUUGCUGGAGAACAAAACGCCUACAAAUACAAGACAUCGCUAUACCUCACCGCCAGCGCUUCGGCCGAGUUCAUUGCUGAUAUAGCACUUUGUCCAUUUGAGGCUGUGAAGGUGCGAAUGCAGACCACCAUUCCUCCCUUCGCCUCUGGGACUUUCAGCGGAAUUUCAACAAUCACUGCUAAGGAGGGCACCGCAGGGCUUUACAAAGGUCUGUAUCCUCUAUGGGGCCGUCAAAUCCCGUACACCAUGAUGAAAUUCGCCUCUUUCGAGACAAUCGUUGAGAUGAUAUAUGGCUAUAUGCCCGGCAAGAAGUCAGAUUACGGCAGAGGGACACAGACCGCUGUCUCUUUCGCUGGAGGCUAUGCUGCUGGUAUUCUCUGUGCCAUCGUGUCUCAUCCAGCAGAUGUCAUGGUGAGCAAGCUCAACGCAAAUCGCCAGCCUGGAGAGGCCUUCGGAGCUGCCACGGGCCGCAUUUACAAGGAUAUCGGAUUUGGUGGCCUCUGGAACGGUCUCGUGCUAAGAAUCUUCAUGAUAGGCACAUUGACAUCCUUGCAAUGGGGUAUCUACGAUAGCUUCAAGAUCUUCAUGGGUCUCCCAACCACAGGAGGCGCCGCUCCACCGCCUAAACAGACCGCAAACCUCUAG
This is a messenger RNA of Letharia columbiana, 1161 nucleotides long. RefSeq lists its product as uncharacterized. Lineage: Eukaryota; Fungi; Ascomycota; Lecanoromycetes; Lecanorales; Parmeliaceae. The coding region runs from base 1 to 1161 and encodes 386 amino acids. The record is from RefSeq and is a predicted model, not a curated record. Gene Ontology annotation, cellular component: mitochondrial inner membrane. Gene Ontology annotation, biological process: mitochondrial phosphate ion transmembrane transport. The transcript is spliced from 6 exons. Gene Ontology annotation, molecular function: phosphate transmembrane transporter activity.